CCAUACAGCAGCAGCAACAGCAGAAACCCGCUCAGACUGAACAUCCCCGGACAGAGAGCGGUACAGACAUCCAGCCUCUCCGUUAUUCGUCGACUCUUUUAUUUUGAUGGGUUAACCUGCGACGGGAAACAUGCCGAAGAUCAACUGAGACAAUCCAACCUGAAGGCACUUUGAGAUGGACUGACACCGUGGACUCUUCCUCUAACAUCGUGUUGCCGGUGGUCGCGUUAACUCCUCGUUUUCUUUGGCACAUUGUCAUCCCCUCUGAUGUGCAGCUGUGACCUGCGGACAGCCUCACCUGUGACCUGCGGACAGCCUCACCUGUGACCUGCGGACAGCCUCACCUGUGACCUGCGGACAGCCUCACCUGUGACCUGCGGACAGCCUCACCACGGAGCCUCACACACAUCUAGCUUCUCCUGAGAUGGCCCGUGCAGAGACCAUCGAGAGCGUUGGGGAAACCGGAGGAGGAGGAAACAGCCCUCUUCCUGGACACAGCACCUGCCGCAUGGAGCUGCCUCGGCCUUUCCACACCUGGCCAGGCCUGCUCACCACCGCCACCAUCACCACCACCGGCAGCGCUGGCGUGGGGGCCGGCAUGCUCCCGCACCAUUUGCGCCCUUUGCAGGCCCUCUACUUUUCCUACCCGCUGCCUUACCCCCAUCCCGAGGGCCAGGACGAGCCCCAGACUCACCAGCAGUUUCCUGCGUUAUCGCCAUCGCCAGCACCGACGCCUCCUCCUUCACCGCCGUGCAAUCACAGGGAGGAGAGAGGUGGAGGAGGAGCACCCUGUGCCUUCUCAGGAGAGCAGUCAGACUCGGAGAGAGGAGAGGAGCACUCCGAUGCCUCCAGCCGUCUGGGACCUUUGCCCGACCUGCUGCCACAGAACGAUCCACACCCCUCCAUGGCGCUCCGAGGAGAGGCGGCGCAGGAGCUGGAGAUCAGAAGAGUGGCUCACCAGCUGAGGAUGAUCGGAGAUGAGUACAACGCCACGGUGCUGCGCAGAGCGCACGCUGCCCCCCACUGGCAGGACUGGAGAGACGCCUGCAGAGGACUCUUCAACUUUAUCACGCAGACUCUCAGCACUCUCUACAGGCUCACGUAGAAAAGAGACGUCUCACUUUAAAAUCCAACAGUUACCAUGGCGACUGUUGAUUGUGAACAGAGCAGCUGGACGCUCCAUUGAAUUUGCAGGACUAGCUCGUCCUCAAAUCAAACUUGAACCGAUCAUUUUGGAGGAUGAGCUCAGCGGCUGAAAGUCAGGAGCGCCACCUGCUGGCUGGCCUCGGGGUGCAACCUGUGGAAACUGGACCCUUCAUUGUCCGUCACUCUGCAGUCUGCUGGUCCAGACUGCAUCCAGGCGGACGCUUUGUAUAUCUUGUAAAAUCAAAUCUUUCUCUGUCGAUGUUAACGCCUCGGGGGGGUUGUUCUCCUUUUGGAGCGGGCAUGGCUCAAGUGUUUUUGUGUGUGUGUGAAUGUGUGUGUGCAUGGCAGACCUGGGUCAAACUGAUGGUAUUUUUGGAACAUUUCAAUUCCAUCUUGAAAACAUUUCAAAGAAUUUAGGAUUUGGGAUGUCAGUACAGACGAGUCUGUUUGUAGGUGAAACUCUUAUCUUGGAGCUUUUCCCUUUUUUGUUUCGAUAUCAGUCUCACUUUUUUUUAAGGAGCAAAUUGAUUUCUGUCUGAUUCUUCUGUUUGUUUAUGUACAGUGUUUCUUUUGUAAAAUGGUUACAGACGUGAUUUGACCCUGGUCUGAUGUGUGUGUCUCCCUGUUGUGUCUUUAUUCUGCUUCCUGUCCCCCCCCC
This is a messenger RNA of Labrus bergylta (ballan wrasse), 1804 nucleotides long. RefSeq names its product BCL2 binding component 3 (gene bbc3). NCBI's taxonomy places the organism in Eukaryota, Metazoa, Chordata, Actinopteri, Labriformes, Labridae. The record is from RefSeq and is a predicted model, not a curated record.